Messenger RNA from Lottia gigantea (owl limpet), 756 nucleotides. RefSeq lists its product as hypothetical. Gene Ontology annotation, cellular component: Golgi membrane. The coding region runs from base 1 to 756 and encodes 251 amino acids. Lineage: Eukaryota; Metazoa; Mollusca; Gastropoda; Lottiidae. The transcript is spliced from 7 exons. The record is from RefSeq and is a predicted model, not a curated record.
AUGUCACCACUAUCACAGAAUGGAAGUAGUUCAAAACAUGAUGCCAGGCUCACAGCCACAUCCAAACGACAAAAAUAUUUUAAAAGACUUCUGAAGUUUAAACAGAUGGACUUUGAAUAUGCCUUUUGGCAAAUGAUUUAUCUGUUUGUAUCGCCACAAAAAGUAUACAGAAAUUUUCAGUACCGGAAACAUACAAAAGAUCAGUGGGCAAGAGAUGAUCCUGCAUUUUUGGUUUUGUUAAGUUUUUGGUUAGUUGUGUCAUCAAUUGGCUUUGCUGUUGUAUUAAGAUUACAUUUCUUUGCUUUUGUUAAGUUUAUAAUUUGGGUUAUAUUUGUUGACUGUAUUGGAGUUGGAAUAGUGAUUGCUACAAUAUUAUGGCUAAUAACCAAUAGAUAUAUGAUAUCAGCUCCACCAAGAGGACAAGAUGUAGAAUGGGGAUAUGCGUUUGAUGUUCACCUGAAUGCUUUUUUUCCUUUGUUAAUGAUCUUACAUUUAUUUCAACUCUUCUUCUUAAACCAUUUUAUUGCUAUAGAUGGGUUUUUUCCAAGAUUAUUUGGUAAUUCUUUAUGGUUGAUAGCAUUGGGUUAUUAUAUCUAUAUCACGUUCCUAGGAUACAGUGCUUUACCAUUUCUAAAGAAUACCAGGACAUUAUUAUAUCCUAUAACAGCGCUUUUACUUGUUUAUACACUUUCAUUGAUAUUAAACUGGAACUUUAGUCGCGGUCUCAGUAACUUCUAUUCCUUUAGAGUCUUAUAG